Messenger RNA from Gamsiella multidivaricata, 1916 nucleotides. RefSeq lists its product as uncharacterized. The record is from RefSeq and is a predicted model, not a curated record. NCBI's taxonomy places the organism in Eukaryota, Fungi, Mortierellomycota, Mortierellomycetes, Mortierellales, Mortierellaceae. The transcript has 2 exons. Bases 109 to 1785 code for a protein of 558 amino acids.
CAAGCGCUCGCGCGAGAGCUAUGACGAGGUCCUCUCCGACACGCUGGGCUCAUUUGCGAUGGAGGUCAAGAAGAAGCGCGUGGAUCCUUCAUAUAAUGAAGGUAAGAUAUGAUGGGUCGCUUGAAUGCGCUUUCGGCCAUCCUGGAAGUCAAUCCGAUCACCCCUGAUCGCCUUCUCUCGUGCCUGCCUGAUGUCAACGAUUGGAGUCAGUUCAAUCAACUCAACCAGUUUUGCUCGACGCUUUUUGAAGAUGUCAGUGGAAAGGUCUUUGAGCCUCAGGCGUUCGAUACCCUCUUUCCAGAUUACGAUCAAAAGCAGAAUCCGAUCGCGUUGGAUGCAGGAUUUGGUAUUGAUGGACUUGCAAACUAUAAUGCUGCGUCUGCCAGUCUCAGCAACAACAGCGCCGUCAACAAUAACAUGGGCUUCAAUGGCGCUUCACAAGGAGAAUCGAUCUACAGCACGGUCAUUCCUGACGACCCAUAUCUCCCUACCGCGUCUAUGGCUCCCUCAAUGACAUAUGGGUCCACAGGCAUGGGAUGGGACGGCAUGGGAGUCGGCAUCCCGACGCAAGGUGUUGUCAGAUCCAUGCCCACAAGGGUCGGAAUCCAGCAGCCCGUCAACCCAUUCGACAACCGCAACAUCUCGUCAAUGAUCAAUGCCAGGAAUAGUCGCGCUAAGCCAGACGUGAAGAUUGAGCUUAAAGAGGAGAUUAUUGAGCCCAGGGUCGAGAUCAAGGCUGAGCGAAGCUAUGCAGACAUGAGUACUCAGACCAAGGCCAAGGAGAGGCAAGCAGCAGAUGGCGGCAUGAUGACGCUGCAGCGUCCAGCCGAAAAGAAGAAGCAGCAAAGGUCACCAUAUGAGGGAAUGGAUCCAACUCUUCUCAUGCUGUCGGCGCCUGCAGUCCCUGACACGCCGUUGCCAGAGCUCGAAAGGAAUGUCGAGGAUCUGGAACAGGCUGCUGCUGAGGACAGUACUCGCGGAUCGCAGGAAUCGGAAGCUGCGGCCGCCUCGACCACGCCGUCGACGCCUACAAGCAAAUACGGAGGGUAUGUCGAGAAGGCGCGUGCCAAGCAGGCAGCAGUUGCUGCUGCUGCCGCAGCCACUGCACCUGUAGAGCCGUUGGACCCAUUGGAGGCGAUGACACGUCAGCUGGCCCAGACGCACUUGGAUGAGUCCAAUGUGAAGAUCGUGACCAAACCCGCAACGGUCAAGCCUGUGACUGAGGGCGACAUGGAGAGACAAAUCAAGGCCGCCAAGGCAAGAGCGAUGUGCUCACAGGAUCCUGUCCGCAAACAGCAUGCUGAGGUCAUCUUGAGUCUUCUCAAGAGCAUCGAUACCCUGAUGGCCGAACACCGCCAAAAGGUCGCCUUGUACAAGGAAACUCAGGCCAGGCAAGAAGCCGGGUCCAUUCGCGGCUCAUCCCCCAGUAUUUAUCCAAGAACCGGUGUCAAUGCGCAGAAGCAGGGACAGAUUCGAACCGUUUCCUCAUACCUGCCUCGACGCCCGCCUUACCAGUCCUCGCCACUACACCAGGAGCAGUCAGGAUCAGAUCCGGCCUACAGCCAAUUGCGCUCGAAUUUGAACGACAGCCCAUCAGCAUACGCUUCGGCAAAUGCUACUUCAUCAUCGUCGGACACGCCAGUGUUUUAUCCAAGUCCCAACCUGCAGCAGACGCCGGAUGAGGAACCGUUUGAGCUGUCAGAGGAAGAGAGGCGAUUUAUUGAGGAGGAUAACGCCAGGAUUGCAGCGGCGCGACAAGAAGCGGAUCGACAGGUUCAUGUAUAAACCAGCGCAGACCCAUUGAACAGGUAGCCUCAUAUAUCCUUAUUCCAUCUCCAAUGCAUUAGUUUUUUUGUUUGUCUAUAUCAUAAAUCACAAAUCAUAAAAUAAAAAAGCGAUUGAUUCCUUCGACUUGG